AUGAACGAAAAGGAGCAAAAGAGACACGCCAAAAUUGUAGAAAGCGUAAAGUACACGCAAAAUGAAAACAUCCUUCUGGAAAAUUUAAAUGCAAUUUAUCAGAAUGAAGGAAAAAGACAAGACAGUCACGUAGUUAUACAACUUAUUGACAUAUUUUUAGAGGAAAAUAAUUAUGCUUACAAUGAAAAUUUUUUGUUUAAUUAUAACCUUUUGAAAAGGAACAAGGAGUUACAUUUAAACGCCGAAAGGAAAAAUAAGUCGAAAGUUAGCAAAGAGUACAAAAUAUGCGUGAAGAAUAGAAAUAUCGAAAAGGUGAAUGAAGAGGAUGCUUACUAUUUUUCCUUGAGAAAAAAAAAUCUGUGUAGCUUUAGUCGCGAAUUUUUAAAUGCCAAAAAAAUUAUUUUUCAGUUCAUCUGCAACAGUGUUCUGAACGGAUGUGUACAUAUAAAUUAUUUAGUUGAUAAAAUUUACGUAGAUUUUCAAAUUAAGAGCAGCAAAAAUGGGGUUACUCCACAAAGCGGGAAUUAUUCCAAACAUCUAAUUUGCAAUGACGAAUUGGUGAACAUCCUGAUCGAAACAAUCUUCACCCUGUUUGUGAGAGGCCUACAUGAGCAGCAUGGCGAUCCCACUGGUAUGGAAGACGAAGAAAAACAAAAGAAAAAUUUUUUCCACAGUCAUAGUGAUAUUCAAAAAAGCUAUCUGAUGCAUUCGAAAGAACAGAAAGUCAAGGAUGAAACCCACGACGUGGAAGAUAAGAACAUCAACUUGGUCAACAUUUUAAAAAAACUAAUCACCAUUGAUAAAAGUUUUGUCAAAAAUGUGUUUUAUAUUUUUUUGAAAAAUGUAGAACAAGCUAGCUUUAAACAUGUGCACAUAAAUGAAGCCGAAUUGUGCGCACGUGUUGUGCAUAUGUUUAAAGAAAUUAUUGCCUACUGUGAUGAGUUUGAAAUAGGCACCGUGUAUCACGUACUGCUGAAUAAUGAGAUGGUGUGGAGAAACCGGGUCCUGUACACGUACGUCGUGCCGCUGUGCAUACUGAACCUGCGCAAUGUGUAUAACGCGUACAACCUGGAGCUCUGCAUGAGCAUCGUUUGUGGGAAACUGCGCUUCGACGAGGCAGAGGGUGAAAAAAUAGACGAUGAAGAAAUAGACAGUGAAGAAACAGAAGAUGACGACACAGACGGUGAAGAAGGGGAUAGCGCCGUACCCAACGAUGACAUCUCCAAUGAUGAACUACCUGACGAAGCCCAGCCGAACACUCACCAACUGGCCGGAAGCGCCGCCGAAGAAAGAAUGAAACACCUAGUCCUUUUCCUGCUCAUAUUUUCCCUUAAAAUAUACGACAUAAGUUACCUUAACGGGUGCGUGCAGGAGCCGUUGCAGAAGUUUCUGCAUGUGCUAAGACGAAAUGUACAUUCCUUGAAGGACAGAUUUUACCACGUGUUAAAAACGAUCGUAUUUUUUCUCAUUCUGGUGUUUCACAAUUUAAAUAUUGACAAAAAUGAAGCAGUGAUGUACAUUUUGGAAUGUUUAGAUAUACUGCUUGAAGUUUAUUACCCAAAUGGGGUAUUCCUCAGCGGGAGCGAUGCACCCCCCAACAUACUAGAUGAAAGCACUACAAUGGAGGGGGUUAAUGAGGACGCCCAUGUGGCAUGUAAAGAGCACAACGAGGUUGGCGAUGCAGAUGAUGAGGACCCAUUCUGCUGUGAAACGGAGGGGAUAACAACAUCAGGACGAGGUGAAACAGAAGCUUAUAGUAAUAUGAGCAAAGGGCAGGGAAUUGUCAUGGGGGGCAACAGUUCAGUCCGCUCUAAGUGGAAUCCUCACCAGAUGAACCUUUUUCAAUUUAAUGUGUCUCCGUUGCUUCUGUGUUUAACAAUUCCUAUUCACCUUGAGUACAAUCUUAACCAGAACAACGAAGAAAAUUCAAACGGGGUCAAUCGAAGAAUUAUGGAAACCUCGAGGAGGCUGAAAAGUAAGUGGGUUACGUUCUUCACAAAUUAUAAUAACUGUUUUUUAGACUACUUAAGGAGGAUAGAUAUGGAGAUGUCCCGCGGUUUGGCUGAUUGUAUUCACGGAAGAAAACCUUCAACACUGUUCCACAGAUCGAUGUGGAGUGGGGGAAACCACCUCAACAUAAUGGAAAACAUAAUGGAUGAGGUGAACUACCUAACGAGUGAAGCAAACAAUUUAACAAAAGCAGACGUUUUGGAAGUCCUGUGUGUAAAUAAUAUUUUAUUUUAUCUGCACGAAAUAUUUGUCCACAUCGAUCUGAUUUAUCUAAUGCGCUUUUUCCAACUGUGCGAAAAUAAUCAGCACAAAUUUGAAUGCAUAGAUGUGGUACGGAAAAACCGAGAAUUACUUAUGCUCUCCAAAAUGAACACAAAAUUGUGUAUUAACACAUUUGAAAAUUUGAAAAAUGAAAAUAUAUCCAAAGUGAAUUUUGUUUAUAUCAAUUUGUUAAUGUUGUCUCUAUUCGAGUGCAAUUUAUUUUACGUUUUUAAAUUUAUGUCAUAUUACUGUUUAAUAAAUUCGUUUGACUUGUUGAGGUUUAUUCCUUGUUUGCUUUUUGUAUAUAAGAUGUCUUUCUCAAGUUGCGCACUACAGGGGGGGAGCUUCAAAAUGAGGAGCCCUUCUCCCUCUGGUGAAUCUACUGACCAGGGAGAUGCGCGCCGACAUGCAUUUGUUUUGAGGAGCCUAAUUCUGCACGUGCUGACCAAAAUCGGAUGCAGCGAUAGGAACAUUCCAGUUGUCUAUAACUGCAUUUGUAUUUUGCUCAACAGUGGCGAUGACCAAGGGGGAGAGAAGGAAGACUUGUCAUCGUGCCCCGCUGAUAAGUUAACUAGCCCCACGGACGAUGGUAUAGAGUCGGGUGCAAGCGAGGGAGAGGAAAGGAGAGGAUACUACUACCAUAAAACGGAGGGGAACCUGUCUAACCAAAUUUUGUUCAACAAGUUGUACCUCCUACACUGCUACGACAAAUUAGUGGACGUGAACGAAAAUAUAAUCAGCAAAUAUUUCAAGUAUGUGGAGGGUACCUUCGAGUUGGCAAGCCACACUGGGAAGGAUGAUGUGUAUGUCGAGAGGAAACACACAAUGCGGAAGAGCAGCAAAGGGGGGAAUCCCCCUCUAAAUGAAUCACAUCAAAAUGAUAGUAGUAACAACGGGAACACCAUGGACUGCAUGACGAAGGAAAAUGUGGGCGUACUGUUUGACCUAAAAAAUGUACUCAUACUGUUGAAGCUGUGCAGAUUUUACAACGUUAGCAAUUAUAUCAACAGUAUCAUAAAGCUGAUAAACUCCUUUUUUAAAAAAUACAAAAGUGGGAUUUCGCAGGAGGGUUAUAUUGACAAGGUCAAAAAUGGCAUUAUCAAAAUGAGCAUACUAAUUUUGGUGAUCCUGUCGAUGAAGAAGUACAUAGAGUUUGAAAUUAUUUAUAAUUUGUUAAAGAAGAACUUUUUAAAGACCGCGGUAAGUAGUGGAGGGAACGGCGGGGAAGACAUCAUUUGCUCUGUCAUUUCCUUCACGAGGCACUACAUCAAGCACAUGAUUUAUGACAAGGAGAAGCUAUGCGCCGAACAGUAUGAUAUUCUGUACCAUACAAAGCUGAAAUACAUUUUUAAAGACUUCUACAAAUUGCUGAGCGUGAACAAUGAGAGCAUCCUGGCAGAGAUUGUUAACGUCAUGUCGGUUGUUUACCCAGUGUACUACCAAUAUUUUGAUGUAAAUGGACACGGGGGUAGCGUCCGUGGUAGCGGGGUUUUCUUCGAACCAGGGGAAGGAGGACCAGAUGAUGAGGCCCAGUAUAUAACCCAUACAAUUAGCCAUAGCAGUAGCGCAAUGUAUGGUACCAACCCUGGGGUGUGCGAACUAAAUGUGCAAGAGAAAAAGAAUCUGCUGAGCCUCUUCUUCGAUAAGAACUUCGUGCACGAAUCAUUUCUGAAAAGCGGAUCGUACCAAAACAUUUAUGAGAACAUACAGAAAGCUAUUUUGAAGGACGAAAUGAACAACCUUUCCUUGUACAACCCGAGGAAUGAGAAUAACAGCAGCAGCAACCACCUGGUGAGGGUCCUCUACAAACUUUUCUACUCCAACAUUAAGAAUGAUAAAAUUUCUAAUUUUAAUUAUUAUGUGAAGUUAUUGCUUACCGAUAAAUUCCAGCACCUGGAAGAGAUCAUUUCCAUUUUGAAGAAUUUGCCCUUUUUUCACGUCCACUACGUUUCUUUCUUUUUUUACGUGGUGAAUUGCUUUUUUGAGAAAAUGCAAAAGAAGUUUGAUGCUGGGGAAGAGUUCAUUUUGCAUGUACAGGAGAAAGGAGCUGAAGAGGAGAUUUCCAAAGCAGAUAGGUCUAUUGAAAAAUCGAAGGGGGGUGCAACCCCUCCGGAAGCAGGCAAGAAAAGAAUCACAUACGAAUUUAUCUGCAACAGGAUGUACGAAGAAAUAAAACGAAUCAUAGGUGAGGAUAAUCUGAACGUGUAUGUUUUUUACCCCGUAUUGAGUAUCCUGUGCAAGCACAACAAUGACAUUAACGAGAUUUUAAAUUUCUUUUAUGAGCGAAUUGACUCGUAUAUUAAGGACAAGGAUAGCAAGUUGCAAGGCAACCAGAACGAAGUUGUUUUGAUUUUUCUUUGCCUAAAUUAUAUUCACACGAACGUUUCUCAGAUUCCAAAUUUUUAUUUGUUUCUUACUAACCUGCUGGAUGAAGUGUCUAACCGCAAAGUGAGGAAUAUUCUCUUACUGUGCCUGAGUUCGUGCUGCUACUACACCAAUUUGAGCGGCGCGGAGAUUUCGACGAUUCUGGCUCUACACAAGAGUGACUUGGGUAGUGGCGAUGGGAUCAACUUGGCGUACCAAACUGGGGGGGACGAAAAUAGUAACAGGGACAAUGUGCAACGGGAUGCUGGAGGAAUGGAACCGCGGGAUGAUGAUGACAACCUGCACUUUUUCCUCUCCCUCGGGAAUCUCUGCUUCUACCUGUACAAGCACUACAACAGCCACACAUUCGACGAGUCGAUGAAGGCAUUUUACGACGCCCUGAUAAAGUCGUUACAGAGAAAAGUGGACAACGCUAUUGUCCCGCUCGCUAACGUUAUGAUGUACCUUUACAUAAAAAAAGUGAUCGAUGUGUACGAAAUGAUGAGCACCAUCAAAAUGGUAUUGGUAAAUCUAGGCAACGGCCUGGUGUACGAUUCGAAAUACGUCAUAUAUGGUCUCUGCUCCCUGUACCACGUCUUAACAUUUUAUUACAAGAAAAAUUUGGACUGCUUUGUGUGCGAAGAGAGCCUUCUGGGGGGGGACACAGGUAACGAUGUAGAGGUCAAGGGAGCUGGGGGUGGUGGGACAAACCAAAGUGAGGGCCUCAAAGAAACGAUGAAAUUUCUAUCGCAUAGGAUGCACGAAAUCAUUGUGCAGUACUUUGAAGAACUCGACGAUAAAAACGUGAGUCUCAUUUCAUAUUGCAAUUUGAUUGGGAUAAGAAGUCUCGGCGUGGAGUGCAUUUCGGCCGACUACUUUGAUUCAAACGAGUGUUCCAAUAUGACCAUUUUAUUUAUGAAUAGAUUUAUAAAAAAAGAUUUCGAAAUUAAAAAAUGUGUAAGUGCAACGAAUAACAUUUUGGCAUGUACAGAAUCGGAAGACGAAUGUGAAACCUUGCAUGGUGGGAGUAGUUCCUUGUGGAAAAGGAAAAAUAUGAGAACUGGUGCUUUUGGCCAAGAAAGCAGCACUCGUGCAAAACAGGACUAUAGUUUGUUCCUUUAUCAAAAUGAUAAUUACAAAUUGAAUAAUGACAUUAUAGUAAAUGACCAUGGCACUAUUUUGACACUGAUUUAUUUGUUCUGUUAUAAGUAUUAUGAAGAGGUAAAUAAAUCCCUGAUUAGGGUAAAAAAUCUAGAGAAGAAAAAUAUGCUGUACCAUGUCUAUUCGAACUUGUUAAGGGUUGAAAAUUACAUAAAAGGUUUUUUAAAAGUGGGAAACUUCCUCGACAUUGACGCAAACUCUUUUAAGAAAGAUGAAGAGUAUGAACAAGUCAGGUUGAAUAUUCUAUUCGAUAUGGAGAGGGAAGAUGUGAAAUCCCUACACCUAUUCAGAAGCGAACUGUUUGAGCAUUUGGGAAGCUUCCUAAAAACGAUGAAGCUCAUAAAUUAUGUAAAGUUGAAUGUCCAGAUAAAGGACACUGUCCUGAACAUAUACUCCUAUGUAACCAAACUGAUAACAAUCUUUUACAUCCUCCUCCAAGUGAUGAUUGAAAAGAUCGCGCAAAAUGUAAGUCAGAACAUGAAAAGGUAUUACGCAGUUUAUGAGGAGUUUAUAAGAAGGGUGCAGAUUUUGUACGAAUGUCGAAUCAGCAUGUUUGAAUACUUCUCCCUUUUUAGCUGCUUCAACAAUUCAUAUGGGCACAUCUUUUGCAACUUCAGCAACUACUUCGAGGGGUUUAGCACUUAUGAAAAGUAUAUGUUUGUUAAGUGUAUUACCAAUUUUAAGCGAAUCAAAAAGGAAGAAAUUAAGUUUGUCUAUUUGAAUGUUUUAAAAGGUGCCAAGUUGUUUCAUGAAAACUCGUCUUUGUGGAUCUACGCCAUUUCGAUACUUAACGUUUUGCUGAAAAGGAUUUACAAAAGUACGAGAAGAAGUGGGAAUAUCGAAUUGGACUCGGAGAAGAGUUACUAUGACUUGGGCUCCUACAUCAAAUUCGCAUUCGUCACUGUUUUUAACGAGACCGUGCUGGCUCGCUUCAGGGAUAACUACUACAAUCACUACUGUGUAUAUGUGAGCACGGAUGAAUACAACAACGCGGGGAAAUUUCCCAAAGGGAGAGGUGCAGAAAAUGUAAAUAACUCGCCAAAUUGUGAUAAAUGGAAAGACCGACUUCGUUGCGAAGAACCAAUGGUGAGAAGCACACAGUGGGGAAAACAAACCAGUGAAUACUGUCCCAAGAACAUCCCUUGCGUGGAUAUCCCCUUCAACGUCAUGCUAUGUAUAGCGGACUUCCUUGCCCACCUGUGCAAAAUAAUUAUUAAAGAAAAUCUAGACGACGAAAUAAACGUGGACGAACUUUUGAAAAAUUUCCCCGUCCUCAUUCAAGGGUACGUCAUGCUAAAAUUGAGGGCAUCUUUUAAAAGGUUAAAUUUGAUUAAAAAUAAAAUUCUGUUUUAUGAGCCGAAGGGUAACUUUACAUUUAAGGAGAGGUUACAAGACUUCUAUUGUGCCCAGGAGAAACUCCAAAAUGGGGAAAGAACAAUCUCAUUAACAUUAGAUGAUGAGAAACUCUUCCACUUUUUUCACCACCUUUUUUGGGUAAAAGAGUGCAUUUCUUUAGCGUACAUAUAUAGUCACUUUGGGGAGAAGCAGAAGAUUCUAGACGGCUUGCUGCAAAUGUGCAGUGUGUCUCAGGUUAAUAAGGACUACCUGUACGUUGUGAUCACUUCCUUUGUUCUGUUUUGCAUGAAGUGUAAAAACAGUUCCUUUCUGUUGAAUAAUUUUAUGUACAAUUUUAGCCCUCUCAGCGAGUUGAGUGGCUUAUUGGGGGAGUUUUUAGCUGAGGGGGAAGGUGUGCCAUUUCCCUUUUUCGAUGACGACGCGAAGCGGGAGGAACUACCCAGUGAGCAUAGCGGAUUGGAUUCUAGCAAAUUGUAUUCAUACGGUGACCUCUCUGGGAAUAGUCACAACAACAACCGCAUCCCCGGUAGCAGCAUCAAUGGUGGAAAUUUCCCCCAUAAGGAUAUCGAACUUGCAAAAAUUCAUUUCAUCAUCGAGGAAGAAUUCGUAAGGACGAAAAUGAGAAAUUCGUUCGGAAAGAGCAUACACACACAGCGGACGGAAGACAACAACCUGCUACAAGAAUUAUUUUUAAAAAAAGAUAUGUUUUUUUUAAAAAAAUUGGGAAUAUUUUACAUGAUAAAAAAUAAUGAACAAAGAACCAAGUUGCUGGGAAGCUACAACAAAUUGAUAUCCCUUUUUUGCAAAAAAGAAAAACAGCAUUUGUUUAUUAAGCCGGGAAAUAUAGGCAGGGGUGGAAAUGACGCGGAUGAUAUUGACACUGGGGGAUAUACCCAAGACUUUGUUGAUAACUCCUAUAUGAACAUAACCUUUUUUAACACCAAUGCGGAAGAUAAUGCCUUCAUUUCGGGGGAGCGUGAAAUUUUCACCAAAUAUUUGAGCGUCCCUUUAUGUAUGAAAGAUGUUUUUACCUUUUUCGAAUUGAAUUUGAAUAAAAACAUUUUGACUAGUAGUUAUAACGAACUGUUUGGUGAGAAGCCUAUCCGGCAUGGGAAGAAAAGGGAUGGUGGAAAGGAGUCCGAGACUGAUGAGGCGAACGUAGAUGACCCCAAGGGUGUCAAAAAUCGGGACGCUCUUGACACACCCCCUUUUUCAGACGUAUCAGAUGAUGACGACAGCGAUAGUCAUAAUUAUAAGGAUAACCCAAACCACCAACACAAUAAUGCUGAGAACAUGAACGAUAUGGAAAAAACUUCAUUUAUGGAAAAGCAACGAAAAAAAAAAAAAAUUUUACUAUACGAUAGCACAUUGCUGAACUAUUUGAGUAACAAAUAUUAUUCCCUUAAUAAUUACGAACUGUACAUGGUCCACAUGGGUUUUAUGGGCGAGGAUAUUCGGGAGGCGUUUUUUGAGGGAAACGCCGCCACGUCUAGUGAAAGUAACAAUCACAUUCGUAGGAAGAAAUUGACAGAUAAGCUCUCCAGGCAGUUCGCCCUCCUGCAGACCUUUUUUAAAAACAUAAGUUUCUUUUUCAUGACUUUCCCUAAGGGGAUAGUUUUAAACAGUUCGGAAUAUUUCUUCCCCGAGAACAAGAACCAUUUCGUACAGAAGGUGAUAACUUUCUUGUGGCAGGAGUACGUCAGCAAGUACGGGUGA
Plasmodium fragile is the source of this 8868-nucleotide messenger RNA. RefSeq lists its product as uncharacterized. NCBI's taxonomy places the organism in Eukaryota, Apicomplexa, Aconoidasida, Haemosporida, Plasmodiidae. The transcript has a single exon. The coding region runs from base 1 to 8868 and encodes 2955 amino acids. The record is from RefSeq and is a predicted model, not a curated record.